Molecule: messenger RNA, 3343 nt
Organism: Neocloeon triangulifer
Lineage: Eukaryota; Metazoa; Arthropoda; Insecta; Ephemeroptera; Baetidae
Gene: senju
Product: UDP-galactose transporter senju
Exons: 6
Coding region: 310-1389 (359 amino acids)
Biological process (GO): pyrimidine nucleotide-sugar transmembrane transport
Cellular component (GO): Golgi membrane
Molecular function (GO): UDP-galactose transmembrane transporter activity
Source: RefSeq, a predicted model, not a curated record
UACUCUGCGUCAAAAUGCAAAAUGUAGUGUCAGCCAAUAUUUAUUGAUGUGAUGAUGUUUUGUCGUUUUACUGUGUAUUAAUCGAUAAAUCUGAGUCGACUAAUCACUCUUGUGAUGCUGCAAGAAAACGGCAGCAGAAACAGCCACGAAGGAGUUGCGGAAAUUGCUAAAUCUCAGCGGUAAUUGCACAGGAAAAAUGAGUCCAGCCCCCCGCACAGCGCACCCGGAAAACGGAUUUUAGAUUAUAGCGGCGAUUAGGCAUCGGAAAGAUCUGGGCGGUUGGCUUUUUUGAAGUUUCCGGCUGUCAACAUGAAGAACAAGAUGAGUGGAAUGCAUUCCAACUGGAGCGAGCUGUUCCCUACCAAAGUCAGUGCGCUAAUUUUCGUCACGUACAUGGGCCUUUUCAUUAACCAAGGAAUCUUGGUGACAGCGUCUCAGAGUUCAACCAGCGAAUAUAAUUACAACACUGUCACUGUAGUGUUGCUGACUGAAGUCCUCAAACUGUUCGUCUCCAUUGCUCUCUAUUGCAAAGAUGCCUCCUUUCCCUCUUUGUUGUACGAAGUUAAAAAGUAUUCAAGAGUAAUGAUGCUUUACUUUGUGCCUGCCUUCAUGUACUGCCUGUACAAUAACUUGGCGUUUGUUAAUUUGGCAACGUUUGACCCCACCACAUACUAUCUGCUGCUGCAGUUCAGGGUUGUGAUUACUGGAGUAGUUUUUCAAGUCUUGUUUAAAAAGCAGCUGAGCUGCAAGCAGUGGAUCUCUUUGCUGCUGCUGACGCUUGGAUGCAUGAUCAAGCACAUUGAUGUCGGCAACACAAGUCACGAGGCCACCAAAGGCACAGACAAGGCCUCAGAAUCUAGCUUCAGUCGGGAAAUCAGCACACUGUUUAUUCUUGUCCAAACGGUCUGCUCUUGCUUUGCGGGUGUCUACAAUGAGUUCCUGUUGAAGGGCGAGGGCGCACAAGUCAAUAUCUAUGUGCAAAACGUGUUCAUGUACAUUGACUCGAUUAUCUGCAACGCAGGCGUGUUGAUGGUACAGGGCAACUUUCAAGAGGCAUUCCAGCCAGGAGCGCUGGCAGCCGUUCUACGGCCCACAGUGCUGAUGAUUAUGCUGAACAAUGCUGCAAUUGGCAUUAUCACAAGCUUCUUUCUUAAGAACCUCAACUCGAUCUUAAAAACCUUUGCGAGCGCACUCGAACUCAUGUUCACAGCCGUUUUCUGCUGGCUCCUCUUUGGCAUUCCAAUCCACCUGAGCACAGUGCUUGCCAUCGCUGUGGUCUGCUACUCUGUGAUCAUUUACUCACAAAACCCCGUUGUCAACCAAACCCCUACCAGUACGUCAGCUCAGUCCCUCAAAGAGCCAUUGGUCAAGGACACUGAAGAGGUCUAAGCUGAUGCAAAAUAAGCCCAUUAAUCUAAUCUACAUUCACGUCUUGUUAGUCAGUAGCUCCUAAUGUUGCUGCUUGGACAGUUCGGAGAUUCAGACACACAAAAAAUUAUUGCUGUAGCCUCAUAUUUAUUUUCAGACAUCAAUUUUUUUUUUAUUUUAUGCCUCAAAUACCAAAAAUCUGUUCCCUCAAUAAGUCCAUAAUAAUAUUAUUGUUCGAUUUUAAAUUAAUUUUCAGUUAUGAAAAUAAGAUGGUUUUUUUAAAGACGACUGUUCGAACAGCAAGCCCUGCUUAAUAUUCUGCUGAGUGGUUCUUUACACCACCAGGUUGAGCUUUCAUCGCUAGUUCCAGUUGAAAAUUUUGCACUCCAAUAGAAUUUUUCUAGGCCUGAUUUAUCAAGCGAUUUAAACUUGCUAACCAAAACUUUACAAUAUCUUAUUGAUGAUAUAAUAUUAUAUUACUCUUGAAUAAUCUCAACCAUAAUAUGGCUCUUGAAGCAAGAAUAUUAUUUACUAGUUGCUGACUUGUGUUAUUGGCCAACGUAAUAAUUAUAUAUCUUGCAGUUAGUUGGAAAUUUCUUGUAAAAACGUUUUCUGCUGAAGGGCCAGAACAACUUCUAUACACCUUUUUACACAAUCGUCCACGCCCUGCUAGAGUAAUGUGCACUCAAAAUACCUAUCUUCUUCCUUUGAUAAUCAAAAUUUACAAAUAUUGCAACAAGUAAAGUUGAAAAAAACACUGAACAAAUUUUGCAAUUUAGCAACGAGUUCGGUACAGGUACGAAUUAGAAAAAUCACCCGUGACAGGACCGUUUGAGUGCAAAUUAUUGCCCCACAACAUGUGAUUAUCACGAUAAUUAUGUAUAUCGUUAUAAUAUAGUGGGUAUUGUUGUUAUUAGUAGAAUAAGCUGUCGUUUUCUAUUGCUAAUCACGCUGCAAAUUGCAUUUUCACAUAAUAAUUCCUAUUCAACUCAAAAUUUCCCCAAAUCCAGGCCUAUAUUGAAAUUGAGAAUGAGGCUGAACAGAUUAAUUUGUUCCGAAACAAGUGCAUUAUUGUCUGACUCAAGGCUUGCAACUUAAAAAUUAAGGUUUAAUAUUUUUAAGAUUGAGAAUGGCUUUGACGAGUAGCAUAUUAAAACAAAGGACUGCCUGAUAAAAAAAAAUAUCCAUAGCUGGCUGGUUUCAGCUUAAGUCAGGCUCUUGUUUGAUACACAGUACACUGGCUUUUUGAAGGCUGAGUAAGAAGAGAUGAACGUAAUGAAAUGCUCUUUAUAUUUCUUAACUAAAAAUGUGCUUGGAAUCUCUUUUAGACAGAAUCUCGUCCUCUACUCCUGUGCCAAAUAUGAUUUCCCUCCUUGUCCAACUUCUCUUAAAGUCCACACUUCUUUCACUUGUGCAGAUAUAAUAUAUUACUGCCACUGAUAUUUCUGAGUGAAUCACAUUAAUUGUUAAAUCUGAUGAAGGCACUACUUCUCAAUGAACAUAAUAAUUGUUCUGACAUAGUAAUCGCACAUUGUAGAGAUUUAAGCACAAAACUUGAUCUUCGACUUCAAUAAAAAGCAAAAAAUAUUAUCUCAUAACAUAAUUAAUGCUUGAUAGUGACUGAGCUGAGAUUCUGUAUCUAUUAUUGACACGUUAAAAGUGAUUUUCGUCCCUCGCCAUCUACUCUGCCAAUAAUCAUUAUAUUUAAAAACACUCAUGUAUUGUUUUGUACAAAAUACUGGCAUAGUUACUUUGUUAUGAUUUUGCCGCUUCAGAUUUAUUUCUUGAGUGGCUGUUGUCUGUUUCAAUCUGAAAUUGAAAUUUACUCCGAAAACAUCCUACAAUCUAGUCCAAUUUCAAUUUAUGUUAAGUUUUCAUCUGUGUGUGACAUAAGAAUUGUCAGUUCAUGCAAACAAUAAAUUUCAAGUGUUGAAUAAAAAUUGCUUUGAUUGUGCAAAAAUAAUUUAUUGGAAAA